AUGUCCCUCCAAGCGCUUGUUCCAGAUCUGCCUCGCAAGCCGGUCAUAUUCCACUGGAACACUCCUUACAGUUCGAUGAACGACACAGAAGGGGACUUUCUUUGGGAUGCGAUCAAUACAGCUCACGGACACAUCGCAGUGGACCAUGCUUUCGCCAAAAAUAAUCAUUGGCCCGCGUCCAUGUCUCUCCCGGAUGAUUCCGACAAAGGACUAUACCUCCUGGAGUCCUACCAUCAGCUUCAUUGCUUGAAAAUCGUGCGACGAGUAUUCCUCGAAAGUCUUGAGGGCAAGCCAUUGAGUUGGCCAGUGCAGCAUGCACGCCACUGCUUCGACUACUUUAGGCAGUUCAUAAUGUGUCACGCAGACAUUACUCCCCUCUACACUCAGGGGAAGCACAAAUCUGGUGAUGGUCAAGUACAUAUGUGCCGCGACUGGUCAGCUUUACGUGAUUAUGCUACAGAACAUUCUGCAUGCUUCAGAGAUAGAGUCGGACAGGAAACACUUGGCCAACAGUUUGGUCACUGUGAUGAUGGCAAUGAUGGGCUAGAGGAUGCGGUAUGA
Molecule: messenger RNA, 561 nt
Organism: Pseudocercospora fijiensis CIRAD86
Lineage: Eukaryota; Fungi; Ascomycota; Dothideomycetes; Mycosphaerellales; Mycosphaerellaceae
Exons: 2
Coding region: 1-561 (186 amino acids)
Biological process (GO): mycotoxin biosynthetic process
Source: RefSeq, a predicted model, not a curated record